AUGGCUGAUUUGGAUAGCGUGUGGGAGAAAUUUCUCCCAUCCGACCGUGCUGAAAUUCUAUCCAGAUUAGUAUGUCCAAUAACUUAUUCCUCUAACAAAGAGUUGUUUAUCAGGUUAUGCAGUCCAAAUCUAAUUGAUGGUGGUAAGAAGAUGUUCUCAAUAGAGAAGUCGACAAGUAAAAAAUGUUACAUGUUAAGUGCAAGGGAUGUUUCAAUUACAUGGGCAUGCAAUCCUCUGUAUUGGACCUGGAGACCUCUUGUUGAAUCAAGAUUUGCAGAGGUUGCUGAACUCAGAACCAUUUGGUGGCUGGAAAUAUGUGGCACAAUGAACACUCAAAUGCUGUCACCAAAAACAGUCUAUGGGGCCUAUCUUAUUGUCAAGUUGGCUGACCGUGCGUAUGGCUUAGACUCUUUCCCAUCUGAGGUUUCACUUGAAGUUGGCAACUUCAAAUCACAAGGUACAGUUUACUUGAGCACACGCCAUGAUCAAAGUAGGAAGCAGGCUGCUGCUGCUGCUGAUUUAGAACAUGAACAUUUUUCGAAGCGGAUCAGAGCUUCGAGACGGAGGGUUUUAGAAGGAGAUCAUGGAGGAGGUCUCUGUGAGCGCAAAGAUGGGUGGAUGGAAGUAGAAAUAGGGAGCUUUUACAAUGAAGGCUGUGCUAAUAAUGAUGUAAAGAUGAGUCUAAAAGAAGUGAAGGGUGCCCAUCUUAAAGGUGGACUUAUUGUUGAGGGUAUUGAGAUUAGGCCAAAAAUUGAACUCUCUGACUCAACGGCUUUGAAGUAUAGAACAAUCUGA
Molecule: messenger RNA, 795 nt
Organism: Prunus armeniaca (apricot)
Lineage: Eukaryota; Viridiplantae; Streptophyta; Magnoliopsida; Rosales; Rosaceae
Source: the annotation of a GenBank genome assembly